AAGAAAGGGUAUGUUUGGUAAUACCUUAUUCCAAGGGCAUUCCCGAACGGGUCCUUUCUAUUUUCCACUCUCUAGACUAAACUCCACUCUUCUUCUUCUUGUGAGCACUUCGAUUACCGUCGUUCCCAAUUCCUUUUUCUCCUCUCACAUCAAUUUUCCAUUUAUCGCUAAUUUUCGAUUUUGCGUCACUUGAUUCCAAUUCCACCAAUAAGGUUUUUAGGUUUUGUUAUCGAUGAAGAUCGAGGAAUUGGAUGAUGCUGAGUGUAGUAGGGUAGAAGACGAGAGCUUGGAGAGACAAAUUGUUAGGGUUGAUGCGAAGAGAGCGUUGGUAGGAGCAGGUGCACGGAUUCUGUUUUAUCCUACACUUUUGUAUAACGUGCUUCGUAAUAAAAUGGAAGCUGAGUUCAGAUGGUGGGAUCAAAUUGAUGAGUUUUUGUUGCUGGGUGCAGUACCGUUUCCUAAAGAUGUUCCUCAUUUGAAGAACCUCGGUGUUGGCGGUGUAAUUACAUUGAAUGAACCAUAUGAAACUUUGGUACCAUCGUCAUUGUAUCGUGCUCACGGGAUCGAUCAUUUGGUAAUUCCCACGAGAGAUUAUCUCUUUGCUCCCUCAUUUGUGGAUAUCAACCGGGCUGUGCAGUUCAUUCAUAAUAAUGCUACAUGUGGUAAAACAACUUAUGUUCACUGUAAAGCUGGGCGUGGGAGGAGUACAACAAUUGUGCUUUGUUAUUUGGUUGAAUACAAGCACAUGACUCCGGCUGCUGCCCUGGAGUAUGUGCGGUCUCGAAGACCUAGAGUGCUACUAGCACCAUCACAGUGGAAGGCUGUUCAAAGUUAUAACAAUCAAAGACAUUCUCCUUUACCACACUCUCCUUCUGGAGACACAGUUCUCAUAACCAAAGAUGAUCUUGAAGGCUAUCAUAGCACAUCUGAUACAAGUAUGGAGCUGGCAAUCGUUCCUAAAGUGCCAAAGGCUAAGCCCAUGAUAGCACGACUAUCUUGCCUAUUUGCAUCCUUAAAAGUAUCCGGUAGUAGCGUCCCAAUGACAAGGCGGCUUCCAGUUUCAGAGUCGCGGGCUUGCUAAGCCAGCUUGACACUGAUGUGUCAUGCAUGGUGGCCUGUACAGAAGAUGGUUAUGGAAAUAAGUGAAUAAUUUCCCACGAAGUCGGUACAAUUGUGUUUAAGAGAGGGUCCACAGUAAGAAAGAGGGAAGAUGAUGUUUACAUGUUAAAAGAGAAACAUCAUGUAGUUAUCUACUUAAUCUUGUACAUAUAUUUUUUUUCCUUUUGUGUGUUUGUAAAUCCAAGUGAAAUCGUUGUUCAUGUUUAAAACAUUGGUGUGAAAUCAACAUAAUUGUUGGUUGCUAAA
Molecule: messenger RNA, 1365 nt
Organism: Lathyrus oleraceus (garden pea)
Lineage: Eukaryota; Viridiplantae; Streptophyta; Magnoliopsida; Fabales; Fabaceae
Product: phosphatidylglycerophosphate phosphatase PTPMT2
Exons: 7
Coding region: 233-1081 (282 amino acids)
Biological process (GO): protein dephosphorylation
Molecular function (GO): phosphoprotein phosphatase activity
Source: RefSeq, a predicted model, not a curated record